AGUGCAAAUUUGAGUUACCUCAGUGAGUUAACCAUUGAAAACCUGGUUAGAGUAGACCUGACCCAGACCAGAGGUCGGACACCACAAAGCCAACACUAUAUCUCCGGCGAGACCACCGCAUCACCGCCGGAGCGGGACGAGCUCCGGUGCAUCCACUCUCAUUAUCUGCAGCCGUAUCCAGCUUUCCAAUAUCCACAUUCUUUAUCCGCAUCGCCGGAGUUGCUUCACAGCUAAUUCGGCUUCGAUUUAUAAUCACUCCUUUCAGCUGUACGAUGAAAUUCCUAUGACAGAAUCUCGCUUCUUUGUCCGACAAAUGGGAUGGACUCUCCCUGAAAAGACGCCGUCUUGCAGUUGGGAUGAUCUGCUCGACAAAAUUGUCGAUAUAUACAUCUCCGGUUCUCAGCCAGCAGAUGGAAUGUGCGCUUCAGAGAACCAUCGGGUAUUCUAGGCUUAGGUCUUCUUCGCUGCCUUCUUCCAGCUCGCAUAUCGUUCUAUUCUGCUCGAUUGGAAAAUCAGACAAUAAUCAUAAACCAAGAGCUGGCAACGUUAUCUCAAGCUUAUUUGCGAGCCAAAAACCCUCCUCCGCAAAGUCCUAUUUGAGUCUUAGAACUGCUCUGCAGUCUGGUAUAUGGUCCAAUAACGUGGAGCUGGAACUUCGGAGUCUCAAUAUUGUUCUAAAUAACUACGCAGUCAAUCAGGUGCUUAAGGCUCUUCCAAAUUCUGAAAUGGGUUUCUGCUUCUUUAUGUGGGCUGACACCCAGCCGGGAUUCAAGCAUGACCAUUUCACCAUCAAGUCAAUCAUCUGUUUACUUCUGAAAGAUCAAAACUUUGAUCUUCUGUCUGUUAUUCUGAGAAAAUUACGCGAUGAAGGGUUCACGCUGCACCGUUCUAUAUAUAGAAUACUUAUAUCAGGUUAUGUCAAAUCUGGUUUGCUCAGAUUUGCUUUUGAAGCAUUUGAUGAAAUGAUUGUGUCGGAUUGUCGUGUUUUUAGUGUAGACUACAAUAAGUUCAUAGGCGUGCUGAUUAAAAACAGCUGUUUUGAUUUAGCUGAGAAGUACUACAAUGAGAUGAUCCAUGAAGGUUUUACUUUGAGCUCAUUUACCUAUUCAAAGUUCAUUUCUUAUUCAUGUAAGACCGGAAAUCUUCAAUUUGUCAAAAAACUUUUGCUGGACAUGGAUAGGAAUGGAUGUGUGCCUUACAUUUGGGCUUAUAACGAGUACUUGAAGUCCAUAUGUAAAGAAAAAAGAUUGGAUGAAGCUGUGAACUUCUUACAAACUAUGGCUGAGAAAGGAAGAGAGCCUGAUCUUGUUAGCUAUACAACGAUUAUCAGCGGCUUAUGUGGAACCAGAAGAUUCACCUCGGCAGUGGAAAUUUGGGACGAAAUGUGGAGAAAGGGUUUUAAGCCGGAUGUUAUUGCAUGUGGUUCAUUAAUUUUUGGUUUGUGUGAUCAUGGACAAGCUGAUGUUGCUUAUGAAAUAAUGAUGGAAGCGAUAAAAAAUAAAUGUGAGCUGAGUGUUUCAAUUUAUAAUGCUGUUGUUAAUGGCUUUUGCAGAGCUGGCAGAGUCGAUAAAGCGAAAGCAAUUGUAUCCCUGAUGAGAAGAAGCGGAUACAAACCUGAUAUUGUUACAUGUAACAUACUUCUGAAUUAUUGGUGCAACAAAGGAAUGCUGGAUGAAUCAGAGAGAUUGAUAAAAUUUAUGGAAAAUUCAGGGGUUAAUCCUGAUAAUUACAGUUUUAAUCAACUACUAAAGGGUCUUUGCAAGACUAAAAAGAUUGAAAAAGCAUAUAAGUUGUUCACUAAUAAGAUGGAGAUCGAAGGUCUUUGUGAUAUCAUAUCCUGCAACAUCCUAAUUGAUGGUCUUUGCAGGGCCAGAAGAACAUCUGUCGCACACAAGCUGUUUAAGGGAAUGGAUAUGAGGGGGGUAAAACCGGAUAUAGUGACAUAUGGCACUCUGAUUAAUGGGUUUUUGAGGGAUGGAGAUGCUAAAUUUGCUGAGGAGCUUUUUGAUCAGAUUUUCAAGGUUGGUUUGGUCCCCAAUGCUCAUGCUUAUUGCAUUAUGGUACACCACUUUUGUAAAACUGGCCGAAUCGGGCUUGCUUGCAGCUACUUCCAUGAUAUGAUUAAGUGGGGGAUCUCUCCUGAUGUAGUUUGCUACAGCGCACUUCUUAACGGACUUCUCAGAGUUCACAGAGUUAAUGAAGCCAUGGUUUUUUAUGAAGAUAUGUGGAACAGGGGCGUAAUUCCUGAUGAUGUUACAUACAAGUUGCUUAUUGGAGGACUUCUAAUGGAGGAUAAGGUUGCUUUGGCCCUUACGACAUGGGAUGAUAUGAUGGAGAACGGCUUUACUCUUGACAAGACAGUUUCUGAAAGAUUGAUAGAGGCAACGAAGUUGAAGGAUGUAUCAAGCCAGAAAAUCACUCAGGCGUUGACAAAAAUACUAUAGUUUUCAAGGAGAAUGCAUAUGGUUUGUUAACAGUUUGGCCUAAGGAAGACCAAGGCACUGAAUGAAAAACAGGGUUAAUGAAGAUCUGUCUUCCCUGGCGGGGAUUUUCUUUUGCUUACUAGUGCGGGUUCAACUGAAGGUUUUAAAGAUCAAUAAGCAAUCUUCAUAGAGAUUACAGGAUAUGUAGUUGCUGGAAGCCUGCAUUGUAUUCAUUUCACCAAAAUUUUCCAGCAGAGAAAACUGCCAUUCGCAACAUGAAAUCUGCUGUUUUCAGUUUCGACAUGCUGUCAAGCCGCCCGCUCCUCACUGAGUCGUCCUUUGGCUGUUGUUUUCCUUCCGGGCAGCUGUGAAAUCGCC
This is a messenger RNA of Phalaenopsis equestris, 2801 nucleotides long. Its product is annotated as pentatricopeptide repeat-containing protein At1g13040, mitochondrial-like. Lineage: Eukaryota; Viridiplantae; Streptophyta; Magnoliopsida; Asparagales; Orchidaceae. Gene Ontology annotation, molecular function: protein binding. The transcript has 4 exons. Bases 357 to 2444 code for a protein of 695 amino acids. The record is from RefSeq and is a predicted model, not a curated record.